AUGCUCCGUCUGGCUGCACGCCGCCUCGUCCGCCCGUCGCACCGCGCGCUCUCGACGACCGCGCCGCGCCGCGCGGACCCGUGGCUGCUCCCGAACACCCCCGAGCACGUCGAGAAGACGACGUCGCCGGCGAACGCGCCGCGGCCCGCGCGCCUCGACCGCCCGGGCGAGCCCGUGGAGCAGAUGCGGGCGCGGCUGGUGUACCAGAGCCGGAAGCGGGGGACGCUCGAGAGCGACUUGCUGCUGAGCACGUUUGCGCGGGAGCGGCUGGGCGGGAUGGGCGAGGGGGAGCUGAAGGAGUUCGAUCGCCUUAUGGACGAACCGGACUGGGACAUUUACUACUGGGCGACGGGAAAGAAGGCACCACCGGCACGGUGGGCUGAGUCGACGAUCCUGGAGGAGCUCAGGGUACACGCGAAGAACGAGGGCAAGGUCGUGCGUCGGAUGCCUGACCUGCAGUAG
Molecule: messenger RNA, 462 nt
Organism: Epithele typhae
Lineage: Eukaryota; Fungi; Basidiomycota; Agaricomycetes; Polyporales; Epitheliaceae
Product: DUF339-domain-containing protein
Exons: 2
Coding region: 1-462 (153 amino acids)
Biological process (GO): protein-FAD linkage; mitochondrial electron transport, succinate to ubiquinone; tricarboxylic acid cycle
Cellular component (GO): mitochondrion
Source: RefSeq, a predicted model, not a curated record